Messenger RNA from Postia placenta MAD-698-R-SB12, 1560 nucleotides. RefSeq lists its product as hypothetical. The record is from RefSeq and is a predicted model, not a curated record. Bases 1 to 1560 code for a protein of 519 amino acids. The transcript has 2 exons. NCBI's taxonomy places the organism in Eukaryota, Fungi, Basidiomycota, Agaricomycetes, Polyporales, Adustoporiaceae.
AUGACCUACGACUUCCCCAACAAACCACGCACCGCCUCCGCCGAAGAUGUCAAACCUCCGCAGUUCCCCUCUAUGUCGGCCAUGGCCGAGACCAUCUUGACCACUAGCCGACCACUGGGCCAAGCUGAACUCUGGUUUCUGUCGCGUCGUCAGUCGCGCGGACUCCUCGACGUCCAUAACAUCUUAACGCUCCAGACCAGUGGCGGCUAUUCCAUCACAGAGCGCGAUGUCGGGCUAGCAUUCGCUGUGACCUGUCUUCGACGCCCUAUCCUCACGACGCGUGUGUCGUUCACCAGCAGCCCUCCAGCCUUCGUCUGCGCCACACCCCUCACGGCGAAGCAUGCUCUCAAAGCGUCUAGGAGCCUGAUCGACUUCGACACAUUCCAGGACGUGCGGGAGGCAGCGUCUGCCAUACACGACGCUUGGUCCAGCAGCGAUGGCGAACAUGCGAUCGACGUGCGCGAUGCCACCUGCACCGUGUGGUGGUCCAAGGGCAUCGGCCGUGCGGAAGGCCAAUACCUCUUCGGCCUGCAGAUGGCUCACUUCGCUGCUGACGGGCGCGGGCGGAUGAAUGUGAUGCGCCAUUUCUUGGAGCUCCUUGCUUCCCCGGACAUGGCUCGGGCAGAGCUGUCAUGCUUCUAUGCAGACAUCGCACGACCCCUGCGCAUACCAGAGAGCUUGGAAGAGUUGCUUCCAGACGUAUCCUCUCUCAGCUCAGACGACAUCACGAAAGGCAAGGAGACAUACGAAGAGUAUGCGCGGUGGCACUCAAAGCCCAUGGUCGGACUGCGACUCGAUAGGACGGACGACACGGAGAACAUUGACCCUCGUAUGUGUGUCCACGUGUGGUCGCAGUCGAAGUCCUCCGGCAUCUUGCACGCCUGCAAAGCUCGAGGCGUCACCGUCACACAUCUCGCUAUCGCCGCUAUGGCACUCGCCGCCCUCUACGACAACCAGUAUGGGGAGCAAGCUGCCGGCGACGAGGGUUCAUACUACUUCACGGCCUGGUCGGUGUUAGACCUGUCGCCGCGCUUGCAGCCGCCCACCGACGGAUACGAGCCGGGAACGACCACUCGCGCCGUUGCGUUCCCCGUGUUCCUCCAUCUCUCGCAGCCGGAGGCCGCCGAGCCCGCGCCGCUGUGGUCGCUGGCCGUGCAGUGCAGGGACCAGUUUGCGUCCUUCACCAAAUCGCCCCACUUCUGGCAGCUCAUACAUCGCGUCCGGCCCCUCCUCGUGCAGAACCACAUCGACCGCAUGUCCGGCCGGCCUACGCUGCCCUUCAUGAGCAGUGUGGGCGACUGCACCAAGGUCCUGCCAGUCUCUUUGCCAGGCACUAAAGAGAGUACGGAUCAGUCCCCCAAAAUCACAGUCACGGAUUUGUCGUAUGGCAUCAGGAGCGACGCGACAUCAUUUGGCCUCCAUCUGAUCACGUACGACAACAGGCUGUCUCUCCGCUUCGUGUACAACGGCUUGCGCGCCGAUCCCGCAGCUAUGGACGCAUACUUUGGUCGUAUCAUCGAGAUCGUCUCCAGGGCUGGACCGGGUCUGCCGUCUUUGUGA